Messenger RNA from Sporothrix brasiliensis 5110, 552 nucleotides. RefSeq lists its product as uncharacterized. The coding region runs from base 1 to 552 and encodes 183 amino acids. The record is from RefSeq and is a predicted model, not a curated record. Lineage: Eukaryota; Fungi; Ascomycota; Sordariomycetes; Ophiostomatales; Ophiostomataceae. The transcript has a single exon.
AUGGCUCAGCACGGCCCGCCGUCGGGGCCUGGGGGCUUCGAGGGCCCCGGCGGCAGCGGUGGUGGAGGCGGUGGUGGUUGGGGUGGCGGUGGUGCGGGCUGGCCGCAUACAACGGCGUUGCCUGCCUCCACGCCGCUGCCGCCACCGCCCGAGCCCGCGCCCACUACCUGGACAUCGGCCGCCACACCGCCGGCCCCACCAUCGCCUGUCGAGACAUGGCCGACGGUGCCGCCUGAGCCGCCCCAGGGCACCAUUGCUACCACGGGAGCCACGUCCUUUACGGUCGGUCCCGACGGACUGACGACGCCCGUCGCCUUCACCACGGGCCCCAAUGGCGUUGCCACCCCCGUGGCGUACACGACGGGGCCCAACGGGCUAGCCACGCCGGUGCAGUACACCACUGGACCCAACGGCCUCGAGACGCCCGUCACGCAGACGUUUGUGUCGUACACGACGGGCACAGACGGCCUGGUCACGCCCGUCACCAACGGCGUGAUCUUUACGCCCUUUGUUUCCAACGGCCAGCGUCUGGCGCCAUUCCGUCUGUGGUAA